This is a messenger RNA of Ceratotherium simum simum (southern white rhinoceros), 2466 nucleotides long. RefSeq names its product nucleosome assembly protein 1 like 3 (gene NAP1L3). Gene Ontology annotation, cellular component: nucleus. NCBI's taxonomy places the organism in Eukaryota, Metazoa, Chordata, Mammalia, Perissodactyla, Rhinocerotidae. Gene Ontology annotation, biological process: nucleosome assembly. The record is from RefSeq and is a predicted model, not a curated record.
GCUGCGGCACGCCUCUGUCCACCGCGGCGGCAGCCGGGAGAGGCCUUGCCACCGCCGCUCUCGCGCAGGCCUCCACUGCCGCUGUCAUCUCCGCGCGAUCGCCGCAGCCCAGUCCCGCCCCACGCUACUGCUGCCUUCGCCGCUGCCACCUUCUCAGCCCGGGCCGCUGCCGCCACCCAAGCAUCCGUGAGUCAUUUUCUGCCCAUCUCUGGGCGCGCGGUCUCAGCAGUAGUCACCACCUUUAGAGGUUUACUGGCUUGCAAAAUGGCAGAAGCGGAUCUUAACAUGGUCUCGGGACCUGCCGCCCAGGGGGUUGCUGAAGAGAUGCUGGCUAGCUCGUCUAGCGAUUCUGGGGAAGAAUCUGACAGCAGUAGCUCGAGCAGAAGCACUAGUUACAGCAGCAGUGGCAGCAGCAGUAGCCGCAGCCGCUUAUAUAGAAAGAAGAGGGUACCUGGGCCUUCCAGAAGGGCGCGGCGGGCUCCGUCGGGUAAAAAGUUCGUGGACCGGCUGCCUCAGUCAGUUAGAAAUCGUGUGCAGGCGCUCAGAAAUAUUCAAGAAGAAUGUGACAAGGUAGACGCUCUGUUCUUAAAGGCAGUUCACGAUCUCGAACGAAAAUAUGCUGAACUCAAUAAGCCUCUAUAUGAUCGGCGAUUUCAAAUCAUCAAUGCAGAAUAUGAACCUACAGAAGAAGAAUGUGAAUGGAAUUCAGAGGAUGAGGUGUUCAGCAGUGAUGAGGAGGUGCAGGAAGACAGCCCUAGUGAAAUGCCUGCCUUAGAAGGUGAGGAAGAAGACGACCCUAAAGAAAAACUUGAGGUAAAGGCUGAAGAAAAUGAGGUACCUAACGAAAUUCCUGAGGCAAAGGCUGAAGAAAAAGCAGAGUCUAAAGAUUUGCUGGAGGCAAAGCCUGAAGUAAAAGAAGAUGCUAAAGAAGUCCCCCAGGCAAAGGCAGAAGAUAAAGGACAGCCUAAGGCAGUAGAGGCUAAGGCAAGGGCUGGAGUAAAAGAGGCUUCUAAAAGAGUUCCUGAGGUCAGGCCUAAAGAAAGAGUGAAUCUUAAAAGAGCUCGUAAGGGAAAGCCUAAAAAAGAAGAUCCUAAAGGCAUUCCUGACUACUGGCUGACUGUUUUAAAGAAUGUUGACAAGCUUGGGCCCAUGAUUCAGAAGUAUGAUGAGCCUAUUCUGAAGUUUUUGUCAGAUGUUAGCCUGAAGUUCUCAAAACCUGGCCAGCCUAUAAGUUACACAUUUGAAUUUUAUUUUCUACCCAACCCAUACUUCAGAGAUGAGAUGCUGACCAAGACAUAUAUAAUAAAGUCAAAACCAGAUCACGAUGAUCCCUUCUUCUCUUGGGGAUGGGAAAUCCAAGACUGCAAAGGCUGUAAGAUAGAUUGGAGAAGAGGAAAGGAUGUUACCAUGACAACAACUCAGAUUCGCACAACUGCUACUGGAGAAAUUAAAAUCCAGCCAAGAGUGGUUCCUAAUGCAUCAUUUUUCAAUUUCUUUAGCCCUCCUGAGAUUCCCCAAAUCGGAAAGCUGGAACCACGAGAAGAUGCUAUCCUUGACAAGGACUUUGAAAUUGGUCAAAUUUUACAUGAUAACGUCAUCCUGAAAUCAAUCUAUUACUAUACAGGAGAAGUCAACGGUACCUAUGAUGAUGGCAAAGAUUAUAGAAACAGAAAAUGUCGAAAAUAAAAAAGAGGCUGCCUGAAAGAAUAUUCAAGAAUCUCAAAACUUCAAGCAGAAGUGAAGCAGGUUUAUAUAGCGUUGGAAAAAAACAAACAAACAAAAAAACCUGCCUCAUAACCUCAACACUAGUAUUCCUUACAGUCUGGUGUUUUCAUAUUUUCUUGGUAGUCUAAAAAAUUGUCUUAAGUAUCAAUUUAUUCUAUCUCGCCUGUUGUAGUGUAAUAUUCUUCAAAAUAUGUAAACUGCUGUCAAUUAUCUAAAGCAUGUUAGUUUGGUGCUACAGAGUUUUGAUUUUUGUGAAGUCUUUUUGUCAUGUUCCUACCAGAAUAUAGCUGUGAAAACUGUCAGAAUUGUUAACUGAGACAAAUAUUUGAAAAAAAAGUUCCUGAAGUAUCAAUGCAAGUGUUUUUUUUUUUCUUUUUCCAGCCCAGAAAACUAAGGGUUUAAAUCUGCUUGCACUAGCUGUGCCUUCAUUACUUUGCUGUAGGAAUACAGUGCUUAUACCAACUAGAACAGUGUAUUGUAAAAUUUAACUACUUGAAAAAAGAUUAGCAUACAUUUAAGAAUGUCCAUCAAAACCAUAUAUGAUACAACUGUGUGCUUAUUUAUGUGACAUACUGGUCUAUAAAUUUAAUCAUAAUGAAGUUAUUGUUUACCACCGAGGUGUUAAUAUGACCCAGUAUUUAAAAAAAUGUUUCCUCAUCUUAUACUGUGUAAUUGUAAACUAAAGUUACUAACCAUAUUUUCUUUGUAUAUGUUCUACUUUGCCUUUCAUUGAAAAUGAUC